AGCGCUGGUUGCCCUGGGUUGAAUGCCGUUGGCAGUGUCUUCCUCAUCGCUUAUCAGUUAUUAGAAGUCGAGCCAACCGGCAGGAUGGGCAAGCUACUGUGGAUUGCAUUUUUGGGACUAUUGAGCGGUGCUGUAAUCGGCGAUCAUCUAUCUAUCUGCCAGCAUCGUAUCAACGUGAAGGAAGGCUUCUAUGUGUACGAUACGGAUUGCAGCAACUACGAUGAUCAGGCCCUGGCAAAGGCCAACUUCAACGAAGAUCGCGAACUUUGGAUCCGGAACGGAACGAUUGAAAACAUUCAGCUGCUGUUGAACGGAAGCUUGUAUAAUAUAACCCACUUGAAGAUUACGAACUUUGCUGAAGAAGGAAGUACUCCAAUUGCGGUGUUUCCGAUUGAUUCGAUGCGUUUUUCGAUUCUGGAUUUGUCGAACAAUGGAAUAGAGCGAUUGGAGAUCAAAGAAGAUGACUAUCGUUUGACUCAUUUGGAUGUUCGAAAAAACAAUCUGACGGAGAUUGGAAACGUGAGACACCUAAUCAAGCUGGAAUCUUUGAAGGCGGAUAACAAUGCCAUUGAAAGUGUAUCUUUGGAUGAUUUCAAAAGCUUGUGGGAUUUGUUGGUGCUUUCAUUAGCCAGCAACAAAAUAACGAGUAUAACAGCGACGGAAGAGGUUGCUUUACUGAAGUUACGAUCUAUUGAUAUCUCAAAUAACCAACUCACCACUUUGGAUGUGUCGUUGUGGAAAUUUCCUCAAGUGAGUACCUUCUACAUGCACGAUAAUUCUUUGACCAGAAUCGAUGGACUUCGAGGGAAGUUUUCCAGAACGUGGGACAUCUCUCUGGGAGGUCGAAACAAUUGGGACUGUGCAUGGUACGAUAGGCUGCUUGAGUUCCUGAAGCAAGAUCGUCAAUUUGCCAUGCAAAUGUUCGGUGACAAGCCUGCCUGUCCGGAUCAAACGAGAAUGGACGGUUUCAUUUGCUGCAAAAAUUCCACCAAUGUCAUUAGCAACUAGUAUAGCACAUCACCGUUAUUCAAUAAAAUUAUACUCCUCGCUGAAA
Molecule: messenger RNA, 1054 nt
Organism: Ochlerotatus camptorhynchus
Lineage: Eukaryota; Metazoa; Arthropoda; Insecta; Diptera; Culicidae
Product: internalin I-like
Exons: 2
Coding region: 85-1008 (307 amino acids)
Cellular component (GO): plasma membrane
Molecular function (GO): protein binding
Source: RefSeq, a predicted model, not a curated record